AUGGCAUCAGGCUCAGAGGCUGUUGGGGCUUCCUCCCAUGACAAAAGGAAUGGCCAAAUGAACGGCAAACCAAAAACGUCUUCCCCGCCAUGGGCGAAACGCAGCAAUGGACGUUGCAUCAAACGUCAGGAAGUCGAGAGAACUUUCGCCAAAUAUGCUGAAUUCAGCGGUGACUUUACCCAAGCGAAGAAAGCUGUAUCUAAUGGCAUUUUCAAGGAAGUGAAAUGGAUGGGCUUGAAAGGCAUCCGCACCUUGCUGGCUGUGGUAAAAAGCAAGACCUCUGGCACACUCACGGAUGAUAAGGAAUAUCUCAUGGAACGAAUUAUUCAACUCGUGGCCAGUCUGCCUCCCGAAUCAACAGCCCGUGUAAAGCUCACCAAUAGCUUCGUCAAGUCGCUGUGGAUUUCCCUACCCCAUCCACCACUAUCGUAUCUCGGUGACGAAUAUCGCUACCGAGCCGCAGACGGGUCCAACAAUAAUCCUUUGUUUCCUCGUCUCGGGGCCGCCAAUACAGCUUACGCGCGAUCCAUCAAACCUUCAACUAUUCAACCUGCUGCGCUACCAGACCCAGGUCUGGUCUUUGACAGUCUUUUCGCGCGCCAGGAAUUCAAACCACAUCCAAAUGGUGUCUCCAGCAUGUUUUUCAACUGGGCAUCUUUAAUAAUCCACGAUCUCUUCGAGACAGAUCCAAGGAAUCAACACAUCUCUCUGACGUCUUCAUACCUUGACCUUUCCACACUCUAUGGAGAUAAUCAGCAACAGCAGGACGACAUGCGUACCUUCAGAGAUGGAAAACUCAAGCCUGAUACCUUUGCGGACCCAAGGCUAAUCGCCCUUCCACCUGGUUGCAGUGUUAUUCUCGUAUUGCUAAAUCGGUUCCAUAACUAUGUCGUUGAGCAACUGGCCCAUAUCAACGAGAAUGGUCGAUUUACCAAACCCCGUGAUGACCUUGCAUCUGAAGAGUCGAGAAAUGCAUGGGCUAAAUAUGACAAUGAUUUGUUCCAGACCGGCAGACUUAUAACUUGUGGCCUUUAUAUAAAUAUCACGCUAUAUGAUUAUGUGCGAACCAUCAUCAACCUCACACGCACCAAUACUAACUGGAGUUUGGACCCACGAGUUAACAUGAAGAAAGGUGCCAAGCCAGAAGCAGCCGAAAGUGGUGUUGGAAACCAGGUGUCUUUCGAGUUUAAUCUUGCUUACAGAUGGCAUUCAACCAUCGGUGAAAUAGAUGAGAAAUGGAUUGAGGAAAUCUAUCUAGACCUUUUUGGUAAAACCGCUGAAGAAAUCUCAAUGGAAGAACUGAUGGCCGGAAUGGGAAAAUGGAAAAGGAACCUUCCCAAAGACCCUGCUCAGAGAACAUUUGCAAAGUUGGAACGACAAGCAGAUGGGCGAUUUAAGGACGAAGAUCUAGUUAGAAUUAUUACAGAGGCAACUGAAGAAGUCGCGGGAACAUUCGGUCCUCGAAAUGUCCCUAAGGCCCUUCGAGCGGUCGAAAUUCUGGGAAUUCAUCAGGCUAGGAAAUUCGGCUGUGGCUCCCUGAAUGAGUUCCGGAAAUUUUUUGGCUUGAAGGAGUACGAGACAUUUGAGGAAAUUAACUCCGACCCUAUUAUCGCUCACCAACUUCGGAGUUUGUAUGAGCAUCCUGACUAUGUGGAGCUUUACCCAGGCAUUGUCUCGGAAGAGGCGAAGAUCCCCAUGGUUCCUGGUGCUGGAAUAUGUCCAACCUAUACAAUAUCCAGAGCUGUUCUCUCGGAUGCGGUAGCACUCGUCCGUGGGGACCGAUUCUACACCACGGACUACAAUGCUAAAAAUUUGACGAACUGGGGAUAUGCUGAGUCUCACUAUGACCUUAGCGUCAACCAAGGUUGCAUGUUCUACAAGUUGAUGCUGCGCGCUCUCCCCAAUUAUAUCAAGCCCGACUCUAUCUACGCACACUAUCCUAUGACAAUACCGAGUGUUAACAGAGAGAUUUUCACGAAGCUCGGGAGGGAAAGUCACUUUUCUUGGGAUCGCCCAGCGCUAAUCCCACCUCGCAUUGAUCUCACCUCGUAUAAUGGGACAAAGACAAUUCUAGAAAAUGUGAGGGAUUUUCGGUUUACCUUUGGGGACGCGGCUACUUCUCUCUUCGGGAGCCAGAGUUUCAAUGUAUCCCAGUCCGAAAUAUUAGACGAAACUUUUAGGCAAGAUUCAUGGCGUCAGAACGUGAAAAAGUUCUACGAGGAUAUUACCCUCAAUCUUCUGAGGCAAAAUUCAGUUCGAGUUGCUGGAAUUAACCAGAUCGAUAUCACGCGGGAUGUUGGUAAUCUCGCGCACGUCUAUUUCGCGGCGAGCACCUUUGACCUUCCCCUCAAAACCAAGGAGAAUCCCAAGGGUUUAUUCACGGACCGUGAAAUGUUCAUGGUGAUCGUGGCUAUUUUCACCAGCGUAUUCUUCGACGUGGAUCCCACAAAAUCGUUUGCCCUAAGACAGGUGACGCGAGAAGCAGGAGAAGAGCUUGGAAAAGUUGUAGAAUCGUACGUCAAAUCUGCCAAGGGAUUCACAUAUCUGUCAGGUAUUUUUGAUCGUUUCCAAAAACAUGACAACCCAUUGGCCAAGUAUGGGCUUGAUGCGACCCGCAAACUCUUGAAGUGCGGACUUAGCGUCUCAGAGGUGGCUUGGUCACAACUCCUUCCCAUAAUAUGCACUGCGGUUCCGAGUCAAGCUCAAGUUUUCACUCAAAUCAUAGAUUUUUAUUUGUCGGAUGAGGGCAAAACACAUCUUCCAGAGAUCAACCGUCUUGCACAUGAAGACUCCCCGGAAUCCGAUGCGAAACUUCUCCAUUACUGUAUGGAGGGGAUCCGACUUAACGGAACAUUCAAAUCAUACCGCGAGGCAAAUACAAACGUUUUGAUAAAUGAUACUGGUCGUGACGUUGUCGUCAACGAUGGAGACAAGGUUUUCGUGAGCAUGAUCUCCUCUUCCAGAGAUCCAAAUAUAUUCCCCUCUCCCGACGACGUGGUUCUCGAUCGGCCUCUAGAAUCCUACAUCCAUUUUACCGAUAGUGCAUUUACCUGCUUUGGGAGAGGUGCACAUAUGGUAGCACUAACUUCCAUGCUGCGUGUUGUUGGGCGUCUAGAUAAUCUGCGCGCUGCUCCAGGCCCCCAGGGCCGAUUGGUCAAAGUUACUCGUCCCAAUGGACAUUUCGCCUAUAUGAGAGAAGACUAUGGUAGUUACUCUGUCCUCCCAAUGACUUUGAAAGUUCACUAUGAUGGUGUGCUCCCUGAAUCAAUAUAA
Molecule: messenger RNA, 3273 nt
Organism: Paracoccidioides lutzii Pb01
Exons: 13
Coding region: 1-3273 (1090 amino acids)
Biological process (GO): response to oxidative stress
Molecular function (GO): oxidoreductase activity, acting on paired donors, with incorporation or reduction of molecular oxygen; monooxygenase activity; peroxidase activity
Source: RefSeq, a predicted model, not a curated record